AAACUUGAACUAGCUAGAAGAAAAUAUUGCUAUGAAAAAUCAAACAAAAAAUGGCAACAAAACUCACACUCAUAAUUUCAAUCCUUAGAUUUCUUAGCUUCAUGACCCUUUUCACAAAAUCAAUUGCACAAUCUGCAAACUAUGUAGGUGAUGAUUGUAAAAACUCAACAGAACAAUCUCUUACAGCUACAUACAAAUCAAACCUUAACAAAGUGUUGUCAUUGCUUUCCUCUGAUGCUAUUGUAAGCAAAGGAUAUAAUCACACAAGCAUAGGUGAUAACACAGUUGAUGCUGUUUAUGGUCUCUAUGAUUGUAGGGGUGAUGUUACAGGUUCAUUUUGUCAAUUUUGUGUCUCUACUGCUGCCUCAGAUAUUCCUCAACACUGUCCUAAUAGAGCCUCAGUUACUAUAUGGUACAACUUUUGCAUUCUCAGAUAUUCCAAUCAUAAUUUCUUUGGAAAGCUAACAACAGAUCCAUCAUGGUACAACAUAUCUGGGUCAAAAAACAUCAAUAAUCCACAAGAACUUGAGAAAGCUGAGGAUAAUAUGCAAAGUUUGAUCAAAGAAGCUACUUUGGAUACCAAAAAUUUAUAUGCAAUGGGUGAGUUCAAUUUGAGUACUAAUAAAAAAAGAUAUGGAAUGGUGCAGUGUAGUAGGGACCUUAAUGACAAGCAAUGUAAUCAAUGUUUGGAGGCUAUGUUAGACAAAGUUCCUAAAUGUUGUGGGACAAAGAUUGGUUGGCAAGUUCUUGCUCCAAGUUGUUUGAUAAAAUAUGAUGAUUUUAUGUUCUAUCAACUUAUUUAUCAAACAUCAACUCCUUUGCCAGCUGGGCAAGGAGGUUCAAAAAAAUCAAAUACCUUGAUCAUCACCAUAGUCAUUGUGUUGGUGGUGGCAGUUGCUCUCAUGAGUUGUUGUAUCUACUUCAUAUGGAGGCGUAAUCAUUCAAAUAAAGAUGGAUUAGAAUCAGAGACAAUUCCUAUAUCUCUUCAUGACCGUAAAGAAAACGAUUCAAUAAAUUCCAACCUUCCAAUAAUCCCUAAUCUAAGAGGGACUAAUCCCACCGUUCACUUGCGAGUGUCCUAUUUAAAGCCAAAGUUUUUUGCUUUUUAUGGACUUAGCACAUCGAAAUUGACACCAAGGGGAAUCGAACCGGGGACUUUGAGAGGAACAUACUCUAAGAACCCAAAUCAACACCACUAGACCAACCCCAAGUGGGUUAAACCAAAAAACUUUAAUGCUAGUUUUAAAGCUAUUAUUUCUAACUUUAUGGUUAAAAUAGUUUAUACACCUAAAAAAUGGUGGGCCAAAUGGUACCUUAGUACUUUCCCUCAAAUGGGGUGCCAUGCUGAUGUGGUAAGUGUGCGUUAAGUCUCACAUUGCUUAGAAAAAUGGAGGUUGAACACUUAAGUUGUUUUCAUUUCAUUUUGGUCAUCAAUAAUUUCUUGAGUCCAAUUUCUUGCACCCCUCUCAAUUAUCCUCAAUUUCCUAAUCUCUUAGGUAGAAUUGAGCUUAAUUGAGGUUUUCUAAACAAGAUUCAAUAAUCACAAGGAUCAAUUCCUUAUCUCUAAGCAAUUGCAUCAAAGAACAACAAAUAGAGGUCCAAAUCCAAUCUCCAUUCUCAUGAAUAAUUGAAUUCUAACAUCAAUUCACAUAUGAUCAAUACAUGAAAGCAUUAAACACAAGAUCUAUUGAUUGACAUAACAUCCAUACAAAUUCAUAAAAUCACUACUCAAAUUAAGAUCCAAUUACAUUGAGUCAUCUCAAAAUACCUAAUCAAUGAGAUCUAGUGAUUCAUAAUAAAGGAGGAUCUUGCAAGGGAUAGUAUGGAUCCAAUCUUCAUUAUCAAUCUUCCAGGAAUUUGGCGCAAGCUUCAAUGAAACUCUCAAAACCUCCUUCCAAAAGUGUAAUUUCGUAAUCGAAUGUCUAACCCCAAAACAGAGCUUCAUUUUCGUUUAAACAGGCAACACGCGAUCUGAACUGGCGCGAAACGAAGCAAACAACACGCGCCACGCAGGUCGUAACUGACUUGCUGCUCCACAUGCAGCCAACCCUGCGUUCCACGCUGCUGCAAAACUCCACUCCAUACGCGUCACACCAGCACAACUCUCGUGGCACGCCAUCAACAGGGAUUAAAGGAUUUUUUCAUCAACCAUUGCGUGAAACGCAACACCUCAUGCGUGACACGCCUGUUGGAACAAAUGUUGAAGCAAAACCAGACACACGCACACACACUUUGUGAUUUGAGAGAGAUAGAGAAGAAGAGAGAAAAAUGAAUUCUUUAUUAAUUUGAGAGUAAUUGUGAAUUACAAUGAGUAAUACUAAAGUUUUCUAAAAAAACUGAGUAUACAUAUGUAUUUAUAAACUAUACAGAGUAGCUUACUCUCUAAGUAACAAACUAACAGAAUGUGUAACUGCCUAACUAACUAACCAACUGAAUCAGCUAGACAGAUGUUCACAGACUUGUCGCUACACCUUAAUAUGGACAGAUGUAACUAUAUCUGGUACAACAUAAUAGGUUUGACAAUUACCAAACAACCGAAGGAGAAUCAUUUUGUCAAAACAGAGAUAUAAAACGCAGCGGAUUAAAAUUUUAUUUUCCUUCAAUGGAUCCUUGCGAAUGAACACGAUCAAGGUUUAGAUUAUUACCUUUGAAGAGCAGAUCCUUUGGUUGUAUUUUGAUCACAAGCACCGCACGAUCGCAACACCUCUACUCGGUCCACACUAACAGAUUCCUUCAACUUUUAGUGCUAGCUGCUACAAGAUGAAGGCUAAGGGAUUUUUGUGCGGUUUUAGUGUUUAGAGAAUUUUAGAGUUUCUCCAAAAUUCGGUUGUGUGUGUAAGAGUGACAAACUGAACUACACAAGGCUCUAUUUAUAGAGUUUCUUAUGUGGUCUUCAGAUCAAACGGUUAUUGGUCUUCACAAACCCAAUAACUCGCUUAUCACUAAUAGCACCCCCCACAAUAAGUCUUACUUAUUUCUUCCGUCUUAACUGUCCUUAUGUGUGUGACCCUGUAGGUACUUAUGACGUUGGCAAUAAUAUUAAUCUUAAUAUUAUAAGCAGUGAGCGGUAUCUAGCAACACAUCAUUGUUACCCAAGUCACAAGAAUGUCACGUGAUCUGACUAACCUUUUUGUGAUAAAUAUCGUGGGUAUAAUUACCCUUUUGCCCUUAUGUCUAUAUUGAACACAAGACAUAGUAUGUCACCCUUUGGUUAGUUCAAUAUUAGGCCCAUAGACACAUCUGUCGUUAUGUAGGAGGAGCAAAUUCCAUCUAGGUCAUUCAUGUCCCUCAGCAUGAUUCGUGGGAUACCCAUCAACCAACUUUAUAGUCAUCCAGUUACGGAUGACGUUUGAAUGACAACAAGGUACUACACUCCUACAUCUAGGGUAUACAUUGGUUUCAGGUCGAUGGGUGUAAUACACCAUUUAUCACUAUGAGAAUAACUUAUGGCAUUUCAUAACAUUUUAUGUAGUAUUCUCAUGAUGGGUCAAUCCGAUAUAAAUGUUACCCUUAAUAUUUAUAUAUAUGUGAAGACUUUAUAACUCUUUAUCUAUGAUCCGUGAGAUGUGAUCAUCAGUCUACCAGCAUAAUAGUCUCUAUGCUUUAACGUUAUCCCAUUUCACAAUAAAGCUUGACUACAUAUACUUUAAGAAUAGUGUUCUUACGUUUAAUGGAUUCUCACGAUUAAGUCAUACUUAACGUUCCAUUAGCGAACUAACCAUUCUAGGGACUUUAUCAUUUUAACAUAUAAACAUAAUAAAGAAAAGCCUUUUAUUUGAUAAGUAAAUUAUUCAAUACAAUAAUUGGCCUCUAGGGCUUACACCAACAACAACAUGCUCCCUUAAUUUCAAACCUAUACAUCAAUUCCUAAGUUGAAAAACACCUAGUGAAUUUUUCAAGCUUAAAAACCUGCCAGUUUUCAAACUCUUUGUCAAAAUAUCUGCAAUCUGAGACUCAGUUGCACAAUGCUCCAUGACGCACUGGAUUCUUAGCUAAGUUUAUGGAAGACUUGUUGUCAAUCUGCAACUUAAUUGGUCUUUCAACAUCUACCUUUAGCUCCUUUAAAACUGAUUCAAUCCAUAAAGCUUGACAAGCAGCAUAUGAACCAUCAAUGUACUAUGCUUCACAUGAUGAAAGGGAUACUACAGGUUGCUUCUUUGAACACCAAGAAACUGAAGCAUCCAUGAACUUGAAGAAAUAACCAGUGGUACACCUUCUAUCAAUCUUGUCACCACACCAGUCAACAUCUGAAUAACAAAUUAUCUCUUUCCUUGCAUUCCUUGCUGAAGUUGGAAAGAGAAUUCCAAACUCAAGUGUUCUUGCAAUGUAUCUCAACACUCUUCUGGCUGAAUUCAUAUAUGACUUUCUAGGCUCUUCCAUGAACCUACUUACCAAGCCUACAACAAAACAUAUAUCUGGCCUGCUAUUGCACAUAUACCUUAAGCAUCCAACAAUUUGCUUAAACAUUGUAGGAUCUACUGCUUCUUCAUUUUGAUUCUUCUCUAACCUGAGAUUUGCUUCCAUAGGAGUUAUAACAGGUAUGCAAUCUGUCAUUUUAAACCUCUUCAAUAUCUCUCCACCACACUUCCUUUGAUGUAGCAUCAACCCUCUUGUAGUUCUGAGAAACUCAAUUCCUAAGAAGUAAGAGACUGAACCCAAAUCUGUCAUUUCAAACUCAGUCAUCAUAACAAUUUUGAAUUCCUUAAUCUUCACUGUGUCACUUCCAGUUAUCAAAAGAUCAUCUACAUACAAACAUAUUAAAAUGAUGCUAAACAUUGAAUUUUGCACAUAAACUCCAUAUUCUGAUUUACACUUGGUGAAACCUAGUUUCGCAAGAAAUCCAUUAAUUCUUUUGUUCCAAGCUCUUGGAGCUUGUUUCAAUCCAUACGAAGCCUUCUUUAACCUGUAUAACAUAUUCUCCUUGUCUUUAAUCACAAAACCAACCAGGUGGCUGAGUCACAAAAACUAGUUCCUCAAGUGGUCCAUUCAAAAAUGCAGACUUCACAUCCAUAUGGUACAUAGGCCAAUCUCUUGCAUUUGCAAUGGCUAUAACCAGCCUCACUGUUUCAAUUCUACCCACAGGUGAAUAAACUUUAGAGUAAUCUAACCCUGCCUUCUAUAAGAAGCCUCUUGCCACUAAUCUUGCUUUGUACUUUGCUACUAAACCAUCUGGAUUGAGUUUUAUGAAAACCCAUUUCACUGUUAUGGCUUUCUUUUCUGCUGGAAGUUUCACUAACUCCCAAGUCUGGUUUCUUUCAAUAGCAUUUAACUCCUCUUCCAUGGCUUUCUUCCAUUUUCUGUCAUUUAAGGCUUCAAGACAGUUAAUUGGCUCAACACCUGCCAAUAAUGUAAAAUGCACUAAUUCACCAUCAUCAUUGACUUCAUUGUCAUUUGCAAGCUCACAAUCUUAUAAUCUAGUUGGAGCUCUUCUUGCCCUUGUUGAUUUGGCUCAUGAGUGUCUGGUGAUCCAACAUCUGGUGUAUCUACACCUAUCUCUACACCUGUCUCACUGUCACUACUUUCAUCUUCAGUCAAGCUCAUCACUGGCUUGCUUGUACUGCUGCCAGAUAUCCAAUCCCAGGAUUUUGCUUCAUCAACUAUGACAUCUCUGCUGAAUAUCAUUUUCUUUGACUUAGGAUCAUACAAUUUGUAUGCACCAGUUGCAUGAUAGCCUACUAGAAUCAUAGACUCACUUCUAUCAUCCAGAUUCUUUCUCUUGACCUCUGAUACAUGCUUGUAACACAAAGCACCAAAAACUCUAAAGUGACUUACAUUUGGCUUCUUGCCACACCAGACCUCUUCAGGAUCCUUAUCCUUUAACUUUCUUGUUGGACAUCUGUUCAACACAUAAACUGCAGUGUUAACUACUUCACCCCAAAAUGACUUAGGCAGAUUUCUAUGCUUUACCAUACAUCUGGCCAUGUCAAGUAUGAUUAUGUUCCUUCUCUCAGCCAAACCAUUGUGCUGAGGUGUGUAUGGAGCUGUGACCUCAUGUUCAAUGCCAUUUUCUUCAUAAAAUGACUCAAACUUCCUUGAAGUAUACCGAUGACAGUCAAUUAUGUGAUGUUUUUAGUAGUAUUUUAGGAUAAUUUUUAGUAGUUUUAAUAGUGAUUGAAGACCAAAUCCAAGCAAAUACCUAAAGUUACGAAGUUAUUUGACCAAGAAGCAAGAAAAGUGGAAAAUGCAUAAAAAGGGCAAAAAAGAAGAAAUACGCUCAAACCACAUCGUACCAAAAACGCUGUAACUGGAGCUACGAGUGUCGGAUCGAUACAUAUGACCAUGCGUUGGAAAGCUAAGACAAAUAGCUACAACUUUCUUGUUGGAGAAAAAAUCUAACUAUGCAAGACAUCGUGCCACGAUGGGUUACAUCACGCCACGAUGGAAAUACUGAAAAUCUGCGCAGAAUUAGAAAAUCGUGCUCUCCAAGUAAAAAUCUCAUCGCGCCACGAUGGUGCGUGCAGCCCAAGCCCAAAAACACAAUAAAUAGAGCUCUCCUCCUUCACAAUUAUUGGUGCUUGUCUAAGAGAUGCUGAAGGCAAUUUUAUGAGAGCUUGCACAUCACAUUUUGAAGGACAACCAGAAAUCAAAGAAGCAGAGGCACAAGGAUUGUUAAUAACACUGAAGUGGCUCCAACAACUUCAUAUUGAAAGAGUUGAAAUUGAAAUGGAUUGCAUGGAAGUCGUUAACAAUGUUGCUAGUAAGGAAAAGAAUGCUACUGAAUAUGGUACUGUUAUAGAGCAUUGUAGGCGUUUAUUAAGUUUAACUCCUAACUGUAAAGUCAGUUAUAUUCGGAGGUAAGCUAAUCGAGUGGCCCAUGAGUUAGCUCAGGUGGCUCGUUUUUUCUCUAGUCUCCUGAUUUCGGAGGUAACCUUGUAUUGAACACAUUAUUAUGAAUAAAAUGAAUUGAGUUUGCUUCCGUAAAAAAAAAAAGGUUCUAUAC
This is a messenger RNA of Trifolium pratense (red clover), 6940 nucleotides long. Its product is annotated as cysteine-rich repeat secretory protein 38-like. Lineage: Eukaryota; Viridiplantae; Streptophyta; Magnoliopsida; Fabales; Fabaceae. Bases 51 to 1199 code for a protein of 382 amino acids. The transcript is spliced from 4 exons. The record is from RefSeq and is a predicted model, not a curated record.